AGGUAUGACUAGUCAAGCCAUGAAUUACACUGUGCCUUCAACAAAGUACACUCCUGAGCACACCCGCUACGGUAUGCCACAAAAUGGAGUUGCAUUACCUGCUACCAGGUAUACCAUUCAUGAGUGGACAGGUUCAAAUGCCAACCAGUACCUGACCUCGAGUACUGAGAGGACAUCAUCCAACAACCUACGUCUAGAAGCUGAGAGGCUAAGGUGCGAGACAGCUGAUAGAACCAGGAGGACCCAGAAUGACAUUAAUGUCAAGCUCCAGGACCGAAUCGAUAACAUCACCUACUGGAAGACGGAGGUUGACAGGCAGCUUCAGAAAACCGACCAAGAAAUUGCUAAUCUAAUGUCCUCCAAGAAACAGCUUGAACAGGCUCACGUGGCAACCCAACUUCCUCAUGAGGUGGCUACGACUUGUCUCAAGCACAGAGAAGGCAGAUUAUCUAUUGACUUGGUCCACGAUGACGUAGAGGUUCAACUGUUGAAGGAGGUUGAGAUGAUCGAGAACAUUCAGGCGCUUCUUCAACAGAGGAUCCUGGAGAGUGACCGACAACUGAGUGAGCUGAGACACUGCAAGAGCAAUCUGGAAAUGGACUUGAAGGACAAGUGCACUUCUUAUGGUCUUGACUCUCGAUGUGCUGGCCUAAGCAACGGAUCCCUUGGAAUGUCUCUCCACAACAACUCUGUCAAGAUUGAUCCUAAGUCUGCUACUCCAGUUUCGUACGAAGCUUUCUCUCACGACAACAUCACAAACGCUGAGAAGCAGCGCGUGUCCUCGUGCCGUCAGCGUGAGCUGAACGAGCACACCAUGCACCAGACUUCCAACGACCUGCACAAGCAGGCUGAGACCGUCAACGAGUCUUUCCGAAUCCGAACAAAGGAGAUGAUCGUUGCCAAGACAAACCUAGAGGAAAAUCUCAAUCAGACAUGCCUGGAGAUCGGUUCAAUGAACGAGAAUAUUGCUGCUCUAAAGGAGGCUAUACGACUGAAGGAAUCCCCAAUGAGAGUUGCACACAUGAGACUCAACACCCGUUCUUACAGACCCAACAUUGAGCUUGUUCGUGACCCCGUACAAUAUGGUCUUGUUGAAGAAGUGGCUCAAAUCACCGACUCCAUUGAAGCUCUGGGUUCUAAGCUCAACGAAAGCAACGCCAAGCUUCGUAACUUAGAGUCAAACAAGAAAGCUCUUGAGGAAGACAUUGCAGUAAAGACAAACUCUCUGAACAUUGACCAGUCUCAGUGCCUGAGACUCCGAAAAACCCUUGUUUGGAGAAGGCAUGAAAUUAACUUUUAAUGAGGUAGAGUCAGACAGCGCAGAAAAACUCACUCAUAGUCAAUCUCAUAUAUACAACUACUAAACGAUGGGCUUCCAUUUAAUCACAAACUUCACAAACUUUGAUCGGAUUGUUUUGGCUCUGGAACUCUAAUAUACUUUAUUUUUGAACUGUUACGAAAAGCACAGUUUGGUGCCCUUUGAUUUUACGAAACUUCUGCGGUAUUUUGUUUUAUGAAUCAUUCUAUCCAGAUUCUACACAAACACAAAUAAAAUGACAUAUUGAUGAUGUCUAUAAAAAGUUACUACCACUUCAAUCAAGCAUGCUAAGUGGUCAAUGUUUAGCAUGUUUUUUGUGUCAUACAGUUUUUCUAACCACGUGUUUGCUUUUUAUUUUAGAUUGUGAUCUAAUCAUCAACUAUGAUCUUUAUAAGUUCAUGAGGGUGUCAACACAAGUUGCAUCGACAAAAUAAUGUUAUUUUCGGAUGUUUUUUGUGAACUAACUCAGUAACUCAUAUUUUUCUCCAGCUUCCGACCAGCAACGAUGUUCUCGGCAGGGACUGUCAGCCACAACAAGGUCCCCCUUAUCAUUUAGGAACUUCUGAAUUUUUCUUCAAAUUUGAUGUACCCUUGAACAUGAUUGUAUUAUACCACUAAGGAAGCGUGUAGUUGUAGAUUUUAGAAAUUUUACUUUAAAUAACCCGACCGGCCAUAUCACGUCAUUUUACUUUGUUUAAUUAAGUUAUUACUAUGUGAAUAAUCUGUAAUGAAUUGUACAUACAGCACCUCUUUUUGCACUAGAACCUUAACACUAUGUAUAUAUAAUGCGUAUUGAAUUAUAGUUUAUAAUCGGGUAUGCACAUUGCGCUUACUUACGUAGUGCUCGUGCUUAUCGAGUAGUGUGUUAGCAAUUAACUUUGAUUCUGAUGAUUUCGCUCCUUUGCUGCUCUGAAGAGUCCUAGAUAUAACUUAGUAACUCAUUAGAUGGAUAAAAGAUGAUACAAUUGCAUGUUACUAUAUUAGUGUUACUAUGCAGUACUUGGAUAGCCUUAGUCACUUUCCUUUCAACAGUCUCCAAUUCACGAUUAGAUUUUAGUAAUUAUUAAUUUCAAUUGGUACGACUCAGCACAUUAAACUUAACCUUUAAUUUUUUUUCUUUAAAUAAACUUGUGAUGCAAGGUGAAUUCGAUCAAUGAUAUGAUUAAUGGAUUUUAUGAAAAAUUGAAUAUGAUUUACAAGUUUAUAUGGUUCGGGUUAUUAGAAAGCCCAUAAUAUUAUCUUUGCUCCAAUUUUUGAAAACCUCGCCUCUAUCAAAUUGUAUACAUAUCCUGGAUGCCAGCAUCAAGCUACAAUUUCACUUUCAGCUUUAACAAUAUAUUCGGUUCGUUCUUUAUCUUCUACUGAUAUCUUCUUUUGCUCUUAAAACUGUAACUUAUAAUUUCAGAAUAAAUAAGAAAA
This is a messenger RNA of Bolinopsis microptera, 2737 nucleotides long. RefSeq names its product tektin-1-like. Gene Ontology annotation, biological process: cilium movement involved in cell motility; cilium assembly. Gene Ontology annotation, cellular component: microtubule cytoskeleton; nucleus. The transcript has 7 exons. The coding region runs from base 5 to 1300 and encodes 431 amino acids. The record is from RefSeq and is a predicted model, not a curated record. Lineage: Eukaryota; Metazoa; Ctenophora; Tentaculata; Lobata; Bolinopsidae.